AUGAAAAUAGCAAAGAAGCGCCCACCAACAGCGACAAAUUUAGGUCUCUUUUUGACAUAUUUAACGUCCGCGAUAGUCUGCAUCAUGUGCUUAUCCAAUUCUUCGUCAAAAUGUCGCUCUUCGGCAGCAGACGACGAUGUCGCAUCGAAGCAGCUGUGGCACUCAUCCAGUGUUGUCGAAUCACUGGAAUUUUUCGAAAUUUCUGCAUUCAGCGAAAAAUUGUGA
This is a messenger RNA of Gongylonema pulchrum, 225 nucleotides long. Lineage: Eukaryota; Metazoa; Nematoda; Chromadorea; Rhabditida; Gongylonematidae. The record is from the annotation of a GenBank genome assembly.